This is a messenger RNA of Plasmodium vivax (malaria parasite P. vivax), 1773 nucleotides long. Its product is annotated as glutamate dehydrogenase (NADP+), putative. Lineage: Eukaryota; Apicomplexa; Aconoidasida; Haemosporida; Plasmodiidae. The transcript has a single exon. The coding region runs from base 1 to 1413 and encodes 470 amino acids. Gene Ontology annotation, molecular function: L-glutamate dehydrogenase (NADP+) activity. Gene Ontology annotation, cellular component: cytosol. The record is from RefSeq and is a predicted model, not a curated record.
AUGCAGCAGGAGCGCGACUCGACGGGGCGGUUCGUGGUGGUGGACAAAAGCGCGGGGAACUACGAAGCCCUGAUCGAGCAGGAAAUGAACAAAGUGUACGAGCGGGUGAAGCAAUUGGAUGCCAACCAGGCGGAAUUCCUGCAGGCUUUUCACGAAAUUUUGUACUCGCUCAAGCCCCUCUUCAUGGAAGAACCAAAGUACCUGCCCGUCAUCGAAAUGCUAUCAGAGCCCGAGCGUGUGGUUCAAUUCCGCGUGUGUUGGAUAGACGACCAUGGCAUCCAACGGAAGAACAGAUGCUUCAGAGUUCAGUUUAACAGCAUCCUGGGUCCGUACAAAGGAGGGCUGCGCUUUCACCCGUCUGUGAAUUUAUCUAUUGUGAAAUUUUUAGGCUUUGAACAAAUUUUUAAGAAUUCCUUAACGGGUCUGUCCAUGGGAGGGGGGAAAGGAGGAUCCGAUUUUGACCCCAAGGGAAAAUCAGACAGCGAAAUUCUGAAAUUCUGCCAAGGGUUUAUGAACGAGCUGUACAGACAUAUAGGCCCCUGUACAGACGUGCCCGCAGGGGAUAUCGGAGUGGGAGGAAGAGAAAUAGGCUACCUAUUCGGUCAGUAUAAAAAGUUAGCGAAUCAUUUUAAUGGAACUUUAACAGGCAAGAAUGUCAAAUGGGGAGGAUCCAAUUUAAGAAUAGAAGCCACAGGCUACGGCCUAGUCUACUUCGUGUUGGAGGUUUUAAAAUCGCUAAACAUUUCAGUCGAAAAGCAAACAGCAGUAGUUAGUGGCAGCGGAAAUGUAGCCCUCUACUGUGUUCAAAAAUUGCUACAGCUUAAUGUAAAGGUCCUAACCCUAAGUGACAGCGAUGGGUAUGUUCUAGAACCAAACGGGUUCUCGGAUGGAGACCUAAAUUUCAUCAUAGAAUUGAAGGAAGUCAAAAAAGGAAGAAUCAAAGAUUAUUUGAAGCACUCAUCAACGGCUACAUAUUUCCCAAAUGAGAAACCUUGGGGGGUUCCAUGCACCUUAGCCUUCCCUUGUGCUACUCAAAAUGAAAUAAAUCUUGAAGAUGCCAAGAAAUUACACAAAAAUGGAUGUGUCUUAAUCGGUGAAGGGGCAAAUAUGCCAUCCAGUGUCGAAGCCAUUAACUAUUUUAAGUCCAACCAAAUUAUUUUUUGCCCUUCUAAGGCUGCCAAUGCUGGGGGGGUAGCCAUUAGUGGCCUCGAAAUGGCACAGAAUUUUCAAUUCACGAAAUGGACCAGGGAAGACGUAGAUGAGAAGCUGAAGGAAAUUAUGAAAAAUAUUUUCGUGGCAUGUUCGGAAAGUGCUUUGAAGUAUACCAAGGAUAAAUACGACUUGCAGGCGGGGGCCAACAUUGCUGGCUUUUUGAAGGUUGCGCAGUCGUACAUCGAGCAGGGCUGCUUCUAGGGAGGGGGCGAGGUGCGUAGCGACAGCGUGGUAGCCGUGUGGCAGCCGUGUGGUAGCCGCGUGGUAGCCGUGUGGUAGUCGUGUGGUAACCGCGUAGCAACCGCAUGGCAACCGCAUGGGAGCGCCUUCCUCCCGUCCGGGUCCACCGCGUGCCCACUCCGCCUUCCUCCAUUUUAAGUGGCACUUUAAGCGGCACAUUAAGUGGCACUUUUACCGUCGCUUUAACAGCCCCUCCACCACCACUUAACCAUUUUUACAACCCGCUUUAACAGCGCGCUCUAAGCGCGCUUCUCACUAAUUCGAACGAUAUAUUGACGGGCGCAUCCCCCACUGCACCCGUGGCGGCGUUGACGAUCGCGC